AUGGCAGAUAUAAGUUUCACUUCAUAUCUCAAUCGAAAUAUUGAAGAGCUUAAUGUUAUUACAUUAAAUUAAGAAGAAUUUAAAUGCGUAGCGUUUAGCUUAACGUCCAUUAUGGGGUUGCCAACCCAGAUCCCGCCAUUUUAUUUUUACAUCUUUUGUGCUUACGGAUCGCUGUGACAACAUGUUUUGCUGGAAGGGAAAAAACACUCCAUAGCACUUCAAAUGGUGUUUCGACAUCGAAGAUUCAUGAGCGGCUUCUUUCUUCUUUGGCACUGUGUAGUGACUAGGCUUCCUUAGAGGAUUGAAGUGAAAAAAAGUACAGGCCUUUGAUUCCCUAGGGUAGGCCAAAAGGUAGGGCAUCCCCUUCAAGUUUCUUACCUAUUUUUGCAGAUAUAAAAUUCCAGCCUCAUAAUCAUAAAGCGCAGAGUGAGCGGUGCAGAUCAGUAGAUCGGUACUUUACAAUAUCUCCAUUUUGUGAUUAUGAAGAACUUGAUGUCAAGAUUAAAACUGCUUCUGUAACCUUUAUGUAGUUUAUAACCUCCUCUCUUGAUUUUUCAACAUCAAAAAUAAUACAAAAAAUUAGACAACGCAAACUUAUAAUUGCAGAGCAACAAGAUGUGACUAGCAUCAUCAACAAACACUCAUCAAAAAUUGAUAGUCAAGUAGAAAAAAUGAACAAAAGCAGACUUGAGCAUGCAAAAAUCCAAAAAGAGCUUCUGACAAGGCGGUUAGAAGACUUGGACAGCUCCAUUAAAAUGUUGGAAACUUCCAACGACUCCAACAUUUCACCCAAAAAAACUCAACAAAAAUAUGAGCUUGAUGAAGACUCAGAAAGGAAAAUAAAAGAUUUUAAAGCAUUAGCUAAAAGACUCCAAAGAGAAAAAGAAAUGAGAAGACUGAUGAAAGAAAAAGACCAGUCAUAUUAUCAUUUAAAACUUAUUGCAGAAGCCGAAGAAGCUCGAAGAAUUGAAAUCGAAAAUGAAGAAAUGUGAAAAAUCAAUAAGCAAAAGCAAAUUGAGGAAUUAAAAGAAAAGGCAAGAAUUCGCAAAGAAGAGCUGGAACAUCAAAAACAAAUUUUCAGAGAAAAAUCGCCUGAUUUUUCAAAGCCAUUCUACAUAGUCAUGGAAGAAAAAUAUAAAAAUGAAAUUGAAAUGCCUGAGCUUGAAAAACGGAAAAUAGAAUUAGCUAAAAAAAGACAGCAGGUUCAGCCAAUUAGCCUAGAAGAGAUAUUAGACCAUGCGAAAAAAUAUAAAGAAAUUACUAAAUUUCCUACCCUCUUAAGAGUGGGAAAGAUUUUUCUCCUCACUCUUAAAAGGGAUUAAUAUAUUUUAAUUUUUUUGGAUUUUAAAAACCUGAGUUUGCAAAUAUGUAAAAUGAAAUUUAUAUAAAUUUAAGCUGUCUAGAAUAUAAUAGAAUUAGCAAGAGAUUUCGCUAUAGCAAUCAUUAAUAAUAUAUAAAAAACAUUUUAUAUAAAAAAUUACACUAUGGGAUAAUUAUUUUUAAACUAGCAUUUCUCUGAUGGUUUUGCUCGCUUUUAAAGGGGAGGAGAGUAAAGAAGCUCAAUUAAGAAGAGAAAGAGAAAAGCAUAAGUGAGGAAUGGAUAAUUCAAUUCAGUCAUUUACAACUCCAUCAAGAACACAGACUUAUUACGAUAGUGAAAGUAAGGAAGAAGAAUUAAAAAGGGAUCAUGAUGAAAGGCUGAAAAAAAGAGAAAAACAGAAAAGGUAUGGAGAAAUCGUAAGGGAACUGUUUUACCCUACUAUAGAUGAGAAGAAGCGAUUUGAAAUACAAAAAAUAAAGGAUCGGCUAAAUCUACCAAAAAUUCUAAAGCCUAUAAAAGAGUCAACUUAUGAAAAAUUGAACAGAAGCACUGAUGCAAUACAAGGGAUAGAGAAAAAGCCAAAGAAAGUGAAAAAAGAAAGAAAUAUAUCAGAGCAUGUAAGCAAAACUCCUGACGUAAAAUCCAAAACUAUUGUUGUUGAUUAUCUAGCUGAAAGAAGGGCAGAAAAAUCGCAUCUUGAGCAUGAUCUACACAGAUUAUUUACAAAGCAAGAAGUUCAUUGAAAUGACGAUUUUUCUGACAUCCCAUUUGCUGAAAAAGCAAAGCUUAUUAAGGAAAAAUCAAAAUCAAUUGAAAAGACAGCAAGAAUGCAUGAAAUCCUUGCAAAAUCAACAUCUCCAACCCAUCCUGAAGCUCUGAAAAUUGAAGAGCACAUCAAUGAAAUGCUCCUUCAAGCUGUUCGAGCUAAAUUAAAUUUAAUCAGCAGUGCAUAA
Messenger RNA from Blepharisma stoltei, 2274 nucleotides. NCBI's taxonomy places the organism in Eukaryota, Ciliophora, Heterotrichea, Heterotrichida, Blepharismidae. The record is from the annotation of a GenBank genome assembly.